AUGGAUACGGCCGACGUUUUUCAAACACUCGGCCUCGGCAUCAACUUUGACAAGAGACGCUUCGGCAAGGACAUUGCCCUUUUUGAGGGCAGCUCGGGGCUCAAGGGUACUAGUAAGACUUCAAUUGAUCGUGAAGGCGACGAUGAAGCCACAUUGGAUGCCACAGCCCGGCCGGGUCUCUCCCGGGGGGGCGCCGAGGGUGCAGGCCCCCCCUCGGAAGCCUCCACCCCGGCCUUCCUGGACAGCCUGCCCCACGUCAGCACGCGCGACCCAAACGAGGAGGCCAACGUCAUCCGCAAGCUGCACCACAUCCGCGUGUCCGGCAGCCUGCCCCCACCCCCCCUGCGCACCUUUGCCCAGCUGGCGUGUGAGGGGGAGGGCAGGGGCGACCCGCGGCCCUCCCGCCUCCUGCGCAACCUGGCCGGCGCGGGUUUCCUGGAGCCCACCCCCAUCCAGCGCCAGGCCAUCCCUGCCCUGCUCGCCCGGCGCGAGCUGCUGGCCUCGGCGCGUGUGCUGGCCCUGCUGCUGCCGGGCCUGGGCCUGCGCGCCGCGCUGCUCUCCAAGGCCACCGCCGCCGGCACCGACUUUGCGCGCGUGGACGUGCUGCUGGCAAACCCGCUGCGCCUUGCCGCGCUCGCCGGCGGCCAGGGCCAGGGGGCUGGCGGCCGGGAGGCCGAGGGGCAGGCGCCGCCGAGGGGCGAGGAGCCGCGGAGCGGCGCGGAGCGUCAACCCCAUCAACACCCCCCCGGCGAGUUGUCCGGCACACGAGUUCCAGCAUCUCGCGACCCCCCCGAUACCACACAGCCCCGCCGGCUGGACCUGAGUCAGGUGCGGACCCUGGUGCUGGAUGAGGCGGACAAGCUCUUCGACAUGGGCUUCACGCCGCAGGUGGAUGCGGUGCUCGCCGCGGCCACACACCCCGACCUCGUGCGCGCGCUCUUCAGCGCCACCCUGCCCGAGACGGUGGAAAGCAUGGCGCGGAGCGUGCUGCACGACCCCCUGCGCAUCACGGUGGGGGAGCGGGGCAACGCCUCGGCCGCGGUGACCCAGGCCCUGCAGUUCGUGGGCCGGGAGGCUGGCAAGGCACUGGCGCUGCGCCAGCUGCUGGCGGGGGGUGUCAAGCCUCCCAUCCUGGUCUUCGUGGCCAGCCGGGAGCGCGCCAAGGAGGUGCACAGGGAGCUGCGCUUCGACGGCGUGCACGUGGACUGCAUCCACUCGGACCAGAGCGAUGCCGCGCGGGGCGCCGCCAUCGCCAGCUUCCGCAGGGGCAGCACCUGGGUGCUGAUCGCCACCGACCUGCUGGGGCGCGGCAUGGACUUCCCGGGGGUCAACACCGUGGUCAACUACGACUGCCCCCGCUCCACCACCGACUACGUGCACCGGGUUGGGAGGACCGGGCGCGCCGGGCGAGCAGGGUCGGCGAUCACCUUCUUCACGGAAGAGGACGUCAAGUACCUGCGGGGCAUCGCCAACGUUGUACGGGCGUCGGGCUCCCCCGUCCCAGACUGGAUGCUGGCGCUGAGGAAGGAGCGGCGGCGGAAGCGCUCCGACCCGGAGCAGGCGGUUGCGCUGGAGGAGGGCGACGUGGCCGCUGACGGUGACGCUGCGAUGGAGGGAGGAAGCUCGCAGAAAGCCACCGCCAAGCCGGCCAGGGAGGUGCGAACCAGGCCGAAGAAGGCAAAGAAGGAGGAUGGGUCCACAGAACAAGCCGCGCCUGAUCGGCCCAAGGCCGCCCACAAAAAACCUAAAAAGUCCUGA
Molecule: messenger RNA, 1758 nt
Organism: Auxenochlorella protothecoides
Lineage: Eukaryota; Viridiplantae; Chlorophyta; Trebouxiophyceae; Chlorellales; Chlorellaceae
Product: DEAD-box ATP-dependent RNA helicase 57
Exons: 6
Coding region: 1-1758 (585 amino acids)
Molecular function (GO): ATP binding; nucleic acid binding
Source: RefSeq, a predicted model, not a curated record